Molecule: messenger RNA, 1635 nt
Organism: Saccharomyces paradoxus
Lineage: Eukaryota; Fungi; Ascomycota; Saccharomycetes; Saccharomycetales; Saccharomycetaceae
Gene: PRP42
Product: mRNA splicing protein PRP42
Exons: 1
Coding region: 1-1635 (544 amino acids)
Biological process (GO): RNA processing; mRNA 5'-splice site recognition
Cellular component (GO): U1 snRNP; commitment complex; U2-type prespliceosome
Molecular function (GO): protein binding
Source: RefSeq, a predicted model, not a curated record
AUGGAUAAGUAUACUGCUUUAAUUAAUGAUGAGAAUUUUUCAACUCUUACAUUGAGUGUCUCAAGAUAUCCCAAAAGUUUGGUAUAUUGGGAGAGAUUACUGAACUAUAUAGUAAAGGCUUCCGCACCAAUUUGCAAGUCCACUGAGCCUCAACUACUAGAGCUAAUACGACAUACAUAUUCUUCUAUGCUAAAUGAGUUUCCCUAUUUAGAAAACUACUAUAUCGACUUCGCAUUACUGGAGUACAAAUUGGGGAAUGUUUCUACCUCGCAUAAGAUAUUUCAACGCGGAUUGCAAGCCUUUAAUCAAAGAUCUUUGCUACUGUGGACGUCGUAUCUAAAGUUUUGUAAUAACGUUGUCUUAAACCAGAAGCAAUUGUUUAAAAAAUAUGAAACAGCUGAAGAAUAUGUCGGUUUGCAUUUUUUCAGUGGAGAAUUUUGGGAUUUGUAUCUGGAACAAAUCAGAUCAAGAUGCACAUCUUCAAAGAGGUAUUGGAACGUUUUGAGGAAGAUACUAGAAAUUCCUUUACACUCUUUUUCGAAAUUUUAUGCGUUAUGGUUGCAGAAUAUAGACGAUAUAAUGGAUCUGAAGCAGCUGUCACAGCUAACAAGUAAAGAUGAAUUAUUGAAAAAACUCAAGAUAGAUAUCAAUUAUAGUGGAAGGAAAGGUCCAUACCUUCAAGAUGCAAAGAAAAAGUUGAGGAAAAUAACGAAGGAAAUGUACAUGGUUGUUCAAUACCAAGUGCUAGAAAUUUAUUCCAUUUUUGAAUCAAAUAUUUAUAUCAACUAUUACACAUCUCCAGAAACCUUGGUUUCUUCAGAUGAAAUAGAAACAUGGAUAAAAUAUCUGGAUUACACCAUCACUUUACAAACCGAUUCUUUAACCCAUUUAAAUUUCCAAAGGGCUUUACUUCCUCUGGCCCAUUAUGAUAUUGUAUGGAUAAAAUACAGUAAAUGGUUGAUAAAUUCAAAAAAAGACCUUGUGGGGGCGAAAAACGUUCUAUUAAUGGGUUUGAAAUUUUCUUUGAAGAAGACCAAAAUAAUAAAAUUACUGUAUUCAGUUAUCUGUAAGUUGAAUGACUACGUACUUUUACGAAAUCUAUUGGAAAAAAUUGAGUCCUCAUAUUCUGACAACGUUGAAAAUGUUGAUGAUUUUGAGAUAUUUUGGGAUUACCUUCAAUUUAAAACGUUCUGUCAGAAUUCUCUGUAUUCUAGUCGAUAUUCUGAUUCUCAAUCGAACGGACUUCUAAAUAAAGAGCUAUUUGAUAAAGUAUGGAAACGUUUGAGCUGUAAAGAAAAGAAAAGUGGUCAAGAAAUUUUAUUGAAUAACUUAGUACAGUUUUAUUCAAAGGACACCGUUGAGUUCGUAGAAAAAAACAUAUUUCAAAAAAUAAUAACAUCUGGCUGGAAAUACUACCUACAGAACAGUAUAUUUUGGAACUGUUAUUGCCGUUUGAUUUAUUUCGAUGCUUCUAGAUCAUAUCUGGACAAGAGGCAAUAUAUUGUCAAAAAAAUAUGGCCCCAAAUAGACAAGAAAUUUGCACAGAGUGUUCUGCCAUCUUUAACAGAAUUCUGUCAAUCAUACUUCCCCGAAGAAAUGGAUACAUUAGAAGAAAUGUUUACUGAAGAACCUUAG